Messenger RNA from Haliaeetus leucocephalus (bald eagle), 1876 nucleotides. RefSeq names its product mesoderm induction early response 1, family member 3 (gene MIER3). Gene Ontology annotation, cellular component: nucleoplasm. The transcript has 12 exons. Gene Ontology annotation, molecular function: histone deacetylase binding; transcription corepressor activity. Bases 212 to 1678 code for a protein of 488 amino acids. The record is from RefSeq and is a predicted model, not a curated record. Lineage: Eukaryota; Metazoa; Chordata; Aves; Accipitriformes; Accipitridae. Gene Ontology annotation, biological process: negative regulation of transcription by RNA polymerase II.
CUCGAAGAAGAGGAGAUGAUGGAAGAAAGCAAAAAUUUCAGCUCUGAAAUUGAAGAUUUAGAAAAGGCCCCGAUCCUGGAAAGACUUGGAUGUGAGUUUACAUUUACCCAUUGUGAAAAGUCUUUGCAGGACUAAGACCUUAGCUGACUAAAGAAAACAAGUAAUUUAAUCAGUGUAUGAGUUGAACGAGAAAUUUUUAAAGGAAGGAAACAUGCCAUUGGAAGAUUUACUGGCAUUCUAUGGCUAUGAACCCACGAUUCCAGUUAUGGCGGGUUCCAGUGCUGAUAGCUCUCCAAGUGAACUUGCAGAUGAACUUCCAGAUAUGACUCUAGAUAAAGAGGAAAUAGCUAAAGACCUCUUGUCGGGUGAUGAUGAAGAAACACAGUCCUCUGCUGAUGACUUGACACCAUCAGUUACUUCACAUGAGGCUACUGACUUCUUUCCUCGGCCAUUAAGAUCAAACACUACAUGUGAUGGAGAUAAGGAAUCAGAUGGUGAAGAUCUAGAGGCAGACAAUGGUAAUUCAUCUGAAGAUUUGAGAAAGGAAAUAAUGGUUGGUUCACAGUACCAGGCUGAAAUUCCACCUUACCUUGGCAGAUACAGUGAUGAUGAAAAGGCCUAUGAAAAUGAAGACCAUUUACUUUGGAAACCUGAUGUGAUCUCAGAAAGUAAAGUUAAAGAAUACCUUUUUGAAACCUCCUUAAGAACAGGAAAUGAAAAAAUGAUUGGCAGAAUUCCUGAAGGACUACAUACCCGGGACAAUGAACAAGCACUGUAUGAACUUCUUAAAAGUAGCCAUAAUGUUAAAGAAGCAAUUGAGAGGUACUGCUCAAAUGGAAAGGCGUCUCAGGAAGAGAUGACAGCAUGGACAGAAGAAGAAUGCAGAAGCUUUGAACAUGCACUUCUUAUUUAUGGAAAAGACUUUCAUCUCAUACAGAAAAACAAGGUAAGAACCAGAACAGUUGCUGAGUGUGUGGCUUUCUAUUACAUGUGGAAAAAGUCAGAACGUUAUGAUUACUUUGCUCAGCAAACAAGAUUUGGAAAGAAGAGAUAUAACCAUCAUCCAGGAGUUACGGACUACAUGGAUCGUUUGGUCGAUGAAGCAGAAGCCCUUGGUGGCGCAGUGCAUUCUUCAGCCUUAACAUCUAAUAGUCGAACAGAAACCAUUCCUGAUCAACAGUUAAGCAUUCUGAACUCUAUCACUGCCAAUGAGUUGACAGCAUUGACAAAUAGUGUAGCUACAGUCUGCCACACUUCAGAUGUGAACUGCCUGGAUGACACCUUUCCUCCUAUGGACAGCUUACCCCGAGCACCAGUUAAUCACGUGCCUGUUGGAACAGAAGAAUUGCUUAACUUGCCUAGCAAUGGUGAAAGUGAUUGUUUUAAUUUAUUUGAGACUGGCUUUUAUCAUUCAGAGCUAAACCCAAUGAACAUGUGCAGUGAGGAGACAGAAAGACCUGCGAAGAGAUUGAAAAUGGGAAUUGCUGUCCCAGAAUCUUUCAUGAGUGAUGUCUCUGUAAAUAACCUUGGUGUGGACUUCGAGAACCACACACACCAUAUUACCAGUGCCAAAAUGGCUGUUUCAGUGGCUGACUUCAGCAGUCUAUCUGCAAAUGAGACAAAUGGUUUUAUCAAUACCCACACUCUUCACCAACAUGCUGCCCUUCACUCAGAAUGACUGUGGAAAACUAAACAAACAGUGGGUACUUUAUGCAGUAGUAGUAAACUUGAUGGGAGCUAUCAGGUUUGCUUAGUCUUUCACUGGAAGUUUGAACUUUAUGACAUCAGUGAUGUCUUUGUAUGUAUAGAACUAUAUCUUGAUUUAUCAAGAGUAAUUUCUUUUUCAGUCCAUAAAUGUGGAAAUGUCAUAGGAUGU